UGCCCACCACUGUGAGCUCGCAGCACCGCUUCUCUCCUCACACUAUCACAACCCUCGCAGCCCAUCAUGAGCUAAUCCUCCUCUAUUGGGAACCACCUCAUCCAUUCCUUUCCAUUUUUUGGCCGCAAUCCCAUCUUGUCAUCCCUCUCCUUUGCCUCACCCUAACCACCUUAAUCCCUCACUGGACCACCAUUUGA
This is a messenger RNA of Sphenostylis stenocarpa, 197 nucleotides long. The record is from the annotation of a GenBank genome assembly. Lineage: Eukaryota; Viridiplantae; Streptophyta; Magnoliopsida; Fabales; Fabaceae.